Molecule: messenger RNA, 1302 nt
Organism: Aspergillus pseudonomiae
Lineage: Eukaryota; Fungi; Ascomycota; Eurotiomycetes; Eurotiales; Aspergillaceae
Exons: 5
Coding region: 1-1302 (433 amino acids)
Source: RefSeq, a predicted model, not a curated record
AUGCCCCGAACACGACGCCUUCUUCGAGAUGAGGAGAUGACGUACUCGAUUGCUAAGGAGCAGGAAUCCCGGUUCUUUGCCCAUAUUCAAGAACGACAGGAGUGGAUGAAGGCCAUCGCUGUUCAUCACCUUAACUUAAAGUCAUCAACUCUAUGUCAUGUAGCGGGCCAAGAAGACUGGUCCCAUGGUGGUUUCAAUGUCGGUAUUCCAAUCACUGUCGACGGAUGCAACAAACGCGUCCUCAUGCGCUUUCCCCUCCCAUACCGCGUCGGUGAAGCCGUGCAACCCGGAAAUAGCGAUGAGAAAAUCCGAUGUGAAGCAGGGUCCUAUGCAUGGCUUGAGGAGAAUUGCGCAGAUGUACCAAUUCCGCCCCUAUAUGGCUUUGGCCUUUCUAGCGGUGAAACUUUUACCAGAGUGGAGAACCUGUCUAUCUUGAGUCGAUGCGUUCAGCUUCUCCGUCGUAAAAUAUUAUCAUUUUUAGGAUAUCCAACCCCCUCCAGCUUUGUCAGCCAUCAAACCGCACAUCGCGUCUCUGAUGGCAUGUUUAAUGCUGGUUAUCUUUUGGUAGAGUUUAUAGAAGAAGCACAAGGAACAAUGCUUUCCGACACGUGGGUUCACGGGCAGCAUGAUAUCAAAUCGCACAAAUUUCUUCCACGGUAUAUCUCGGAAUAUACUUAUCCAACUGCCGACUCCUAUAUUUUGGAUAUUCUUGCAUAUCAUGAUAGUCGCUUCCGAAACCAGCCUAAUGCUAUCAACGACCUAGGAGACUGUGAAUAUCAAUUGUCUGCCUUGAGUGCAAUGGGAACGAUUUUCCCUUGUUUCUUCCAGCGAGAUUAUCGCCGCGGACCGUCCUGCUUGGUCCUCACAGAUCUUCAUCAGAGUAACAUAUUUGUGGAUGCCGAAUGGAAUAUAACUUGCCUCGUUGAUUUGGAGUGGGCAUGCUCCAGGCCAAUUGAAAUGAUCAAUCCUCCUUAUUGGCUCACAAAUAAGGGUGUGGACCAGCUGGACUCUGCAGAAUAUGAUGCGAUUCGAACAGAAUUCAUGGAAAUUCUUGCUGCCGAGGAGCUUGCACUCGCGCCUGCUACAUCAUCAAUGGUUGGUAAUAGCGGAAUCUUGCCACAGUUAUCCGAUGUUAUGAAUCAAACUUGGUCGACAAGGGUAUAUUCCACAAACAAAUACGGCGAACAGUUCAAUUUGAUUAUGCCGUUCUUUUGGGGGAAGAAUAUAGGCUCCAUUGCAGGGCGCAAGCUUUCUGAUAAGGGGUACGACGAGAAGCUUCGACAAGCUUUUGAGGACAACUGA